Messenger RNA from Solenopsis invicta (red fire ant), 579 nucleotides. RefSeq lists its product as uncharacterized. The transcript has 2 exons. Bases 130 to 474 code for a protein of 114 amino acids. Lineage: Eukaryota; Metazoa; Arthropoda; Insecta; Hymenoptera; Formicidae. The record is from RefSeq and is a predicted model, not a curated record.
CUAUUUUAAUAGUUUUCGGUCGUCGUUUGGCCAAAUGGUGGUACAUGUAUAAUUGCAAGUAAAUGGCUAAAUGAAUCUAAAGAGACUGUCGUAUAUCCUACUAAAAGCAAAUGCCCUACAAGAUUGGUAAUGUCUCUUGUGGAAGCGCAAAACGACUGGAAGAUAUGUGACAUAACGUUUUUACACAGUUAUAAAACUUUUAACCUAGCUCGUAAAGCUGCUAUAUUGGCCUCCGAUGAUAAACCCAUUGACAGUAACAUAGAGACUGAUUACGAGAAGCCACGAAAACAUAAACUUCCAGCCAAAUUUAUUCAGAGUUUUGAUGAUGACAAUUGUAAAUUCGAAAAUAUGCCGUCAAAACGUAAAUGUCAAGUUGCAAAAGGACCCCGGCAAAAAUGGAAUGUAUGUCGAAUGAGACACAUGAAAAGCGCCAAAAUAUUUGUCAAAAAAAUAGUGUGCCAGCCCCUGCAAUAAAAAUCAGGGAACAACUUGCGGCAUUAAAAAACCAAUUUUCUUAUCCAAUAAAAGCAUCGAAGUGCCACGUAUCAAAUUUGAAUAUAAAAGAGGUCUUGACUGUGA